This is a messenger RNA of Cherax quadricarinatus, 950 nucleotides long. The record is from RefSeq and is a predicted model, not a curated record. Lineage: Eukaryota; Metazoa; Arthropoda; Malacostraca; Decapoda; Parastacidae.
AUGGUCGAUAUCCUAGGGUCCACUGUGGUAGAUGCCUUUGUCAAGGAACUUCAGAAACAAUUCAGGACCAAUACUUUUCUGUACAAUGCUCAUUUUGUCGAUGUUAUGCAUGGAGGAAGUGCCUAUGAAGCUCUCUCUGUUAAGCUCAAGACAGACUUUGACAUCAUCAUUGUGCUGCCUGAUCCAUAUAUAGGACAAAACUUUGAGAGCCAUGAGCAAGUCAAAACAAAUGGAUUGGAAAAAUGUGUGAGCAACGUUCAUGCACCUGGAGUGAGAGAAGCAACUUACAGGUUAGGUCUGGCUGCCUGCACAGUAACACUCAAAAAAUUUAACAACACCAUCAUCAGUAUUGACUUGGCUCCACAGAUUGCAGUUCGAGACUGGAAGAGCUCACACCUGGUGAAACUUCAGAGCCUCCCACAGUCACUACAAAGCUACAUCUCAACGCUUGAAAGGAAUUGUUCACCCAUUUAUUUCUUCUCUCCAGCAGUACCAGGAAAUGCUGGAAACAAAGAUUAUCUCUGCAAUAUUUCAUUUUCCAUGCUGGAGAAAGAGUUUUUGAAGUCAAAUGUGAAGGUGAGAGACAUGGUUCGACUGGUGAAGCUGGUUGGAGAAGCUUUUCAGUGGCCAAAGAAGUUUGGUCUCAAGUCCUUCUAUAUUAAACGUCUUGCAGUCAAGUACUUUGACGAGUUGAAGAAUAAAACAAAAUGGGAUGGCUAUAAAUAUAUACUUGCAUGCCUCUACAAAGAGUUGCAGGAGACAAAGACUAUUGAUGGAUUUUUCGUCACUGAUCAAAUCACAUAUAAAAAGAAGCCAGAGAAUACCCCAAAAGUUUUCCCCAAGGACAUAAAUGUAGUUUAUCAUUUGAGCUCAACUGAUGUACAACAGAAAGUCAAAUUUGAUGCAUAGUACAUACCCACAAGUAAAAAUUGAAUCAUUUUAUAUAUAUA